CUCUUACAGUUGUCUGGCCACACUGGCCGCAAGGAAAGCAACAAAAAGAAAAACAACAUUUAUGAUUUAGUUUGUUUUCACAAAUAUCUGAAGAAAUGUCUACAUAUUACUUUGUUAUUGUGGGCCAUAACGAUAAUCCCAUUUACGAGAAAGAAUUUAGCACCGUUAACAAAGAGCUAAGGAAGGAAGACCAUCGACAUUUAAGUCAGUUUAUAGCCCAUGCCGCUUUGGAUCUAGUCGAUGAACAUAAAUGGAAAACGGCCAAUAUGCAGCUAAAGUCCAUAGACCGUUUUAAUCAAUGGUUUGUCUCGGCCUUCAUCACUGCCAGCCAGAUACGGUUCAUUAUUGUCCACGACAAUAAAAACGAUGAAGGCAUCAAGAAUUUCUUUAACGAAAUGUAUGAAACGUAUAUUAAGCAUUCGAUGAAUGCAUUCUACAAGAUAAACACGCCCAUCAAGUCAACAAUGUUUGAGAAGAAAUCUGAAAUAUUUGGACGAAAAUAUUUGUUAUCCUAAUUUGAUAAAAAACGAAAACAAAAGAUUAGAUU
Drosophila willistoni is the source of this 547-nucleotide messenger RNA. It is a transcript of the gene Trs20, whose product is annotated as probable trafficking protein particle complex subunit 2. The transcript has 2 exons. Gene Ontology annotation, biological process: endoplasmic reticulum to Golgi vesicle-mediated transport. The coding region runs from base 96 to 515 and encodes 139 amino acids. Lineage: Eukaryota; Metazoa; Arthropoda; Insecta; Diptera; Drosophilidae. The record is from RefSeq and is a predicted model, not a curated record. Gene Ontology annotation, cellular component: cytoplasm; TRAPP complex; nucleus.